AAGUGGGUGGGGUAAAAGUUUAGAAGUUUUCAGGAUCAAUUUAUUAGACUGGACGUUUUGAAGUCUUGGCAAAUAUUUGUUUCAGUAAAACAAUGGAUGGCAGUCAAAAAAAAAAAAGAUCCCCCAGAAUUGUUGGGAAGUACAAAGGGUACAAGGGUGAUUAUUGUUGUGUUCCCGGUUGCACAAAUUCUAGAGGGUCGUGUAAUCGCCUGGGAUUGAAGGUGGCAUUCUACCAAAUGCCAUCAAAUCCUGAACGGCAAAAGCUUUGGUUACAGAGGAUACGACGAGGAGAAGUUGACGGCCAUGGCAGAACAGUUCCAUUCAUUCCAAAGUCCCAUACACGGAUCUGCUCACACCAUUUCGUAGGAGGUGCCAAAAGCGAUGAUCCUGUUGACCAGUCAUAUGUGCCUUCCAUAUUCCCACGGAAUUCCACAUCAAAAAGAGUGACAAAAACUUCAGAACAAGCAGGUUUGUGUACACCUUCACCUGUACCUAAAAAGGGAACAAAGAGGAAGAUCGACGAACAAGAUGCUCGCAGGUCUAAGAUUCCACGACAGCUGCAAUAUCCUGGGGAGACGGGUGGAAAAGCGGUUUGGGAAACCAUGACUACAUCAAAUCGAAACCCUUUGAUCAGGGAGAAAGUAGUGUAGACCAGAUAAGGCAGCUAGAAAAUGAAAAUAAAAAGUUAAAGUCAAAGCUUUUGCGUCUGGAAAAUGUUAAAGACAGUGAUGAGAAGUUUCAAUUUUAUACAAACUUGCCAAAUUACCAGGUUUUCAAAGCCUU
Molecule: messenger RNA, 783 nt
Organism: Dreissena polymorpha
Lineage: Eukaryota; Metazoa; Mollusca; Bivalvia; Myida; Dreissenidae
Product: THAP domain-containing protein 11-like
Exons: 3
Coding region: 93-650 (185 amino acids)
Source: RefSeq, a predicted model, not a curated record